Messenger RNA from Trichomonas vaginalis G3, 1878 nucleotides. RefSeq names its product calcineurin-like phosphoesterase family. The record is from RefSeq and is a predicted model, not a curated record. The coding region runs from base 1 to 1878 and encodes 625 amino acids. The transcript has a single exon. Gene Ontology annotation, molecular function: hydrolase activity. Lineage: Eukaryota; Parabasalia; Trichomonadida; Trichomonadidae.
AUGAUCAACCCUAAAUUUCGGUGGAUUCCAUAUUUAAUAUCCCAGUACUUUUGGCUAAUUUUUGCCGCAAUAAUCAUGGUUAUUCCGAUUAUUAUUCCAUACUCACGAAAAGUUAAAGCAAUUACUCCAAUUCCGAAAAUUACAAACUGGAAUUUAUCAGAAGACCCAGUUAUGUUUGCUCACUUAACAGAUAUACAUAUCAACCAUGUCGUUCCUGGACAUUUGGAUAACUUUAACUCAGCCAGAGACUGGAUUGAAGACAUUCAACCAGAAUUUUUCGUUAUUACAGGCGAUUUAUGUGAUAAUUUCCCAGGCACAAAGUUCCCCAAGUACGGACAUCAACAACCAGAAGAUCACGAACUUUACAACAAAUCGAUUUCGAACUUAACAGUCAAAAACUUCAUCGAUAUACCAGGUAAUCACGAUGAAUUCGGAGUCUUCGGCUAUGAUACACCUGCUCACAAUUUCAUCAAAGGCAGAAAUCUUACAAAAUCCGAGUUUUUAGUUUCUAAAAAUGUUUAUACAUACCAGAACCAAAAGAUUCAUAUAGUUAAGAUCAAUGCUUUCCAUUGGCCAUCAGCUCACCCUCCAUUUGUAUUCUUCCCGAUAUACAACCGCCAAUUAUUAGAUCAAAUUGAGCAAGAAUUGAUAGAUGUCAAGGAAGAAGACGUUGUCAUCUUCUUAUCACAUUACCCUGUUAACCUCUUCGAUGAUGUCACAUCUUCAAGUGGAAGAACACUCCCACAAAUUGUUAAAACAUCGAAUUUUUCACAAUAUUUCAUUUCCGGACAUUUGCAUCCACAAAAAAGCUUUGUUCAACAUCAAGGCGACAACUUAGAAGUUGUUGGAGCAGAUCUUGCAUAUGAUAACAACUUCGGAAUGUUCUCUUUGGAUCACAACAGAUUUGUUUACACAGAUAUCGAAAACAAAGAGAAAAAGUCAAUUUUUGUCACUUCACCUGUCCCAACAAACCAAAUUUCUGGACAUACUCCUUUCUCUGAACUCGAUUCAUACAUAAGAAUCAGAGCCUUUCAAGAUAAAGAGCCAAAUAUAACAGUAUCAGGAGAUGUUUCAGGAAAAAUGGAGUGCAGAAAAUCAAACUCUAAAAAAGGUUUUGUUUGUUCACUUCACUUCACUUUUGACAAGCCAGGUGUUAAGCAUAUUAAAUUUGAUGGAGAUUACACGGAAGAAUUAGAAUUUGUUGUUAACCAAACAAUCGCAAGCAGAAGAGAAAAAGAUUAUGAAAAUUCUCAUUGGAAAUAUUGGAUAUUUGACAUGGCUUUAAUUUGGAUUUUGUUAACAUUUAUUGUUAUUCCAACACCCCUUCCAAAGUCUAUUGAUGACCAUGAAGAUUGGGUUAAUGGAGUUUCAAGUGAAUCUCAUUAUUUGUAUAGUUUUAUUUUCUCACUUUUAAUAUUUAAGCAUAGAUUUAGUCAUGUUAAUUUACCUCUUAGAAUAUUCUUCAUUGUUUUAGCUGUUUAUCCUAUUUUCAUGCCAACAACAUUCAUCGAAAUUGAUGGACAUGUCGGCAUAAUUUGGACAUAUGGUUUCGUUUGCGGAGGAGAUGCUGUGAGAAUAUUAUGGGGCCAGAUUUAUACUUUAUUGUUUAAUUUGUUAGUUAUAAUGCCAGGUACAUAUUUGGCAUCAUCACUUGCUAUUAACAAUCCUUUCGUUUUAUUCCCAUUCCUUGUUGAUAUGAUUUUUGUUAUUAUUUGCAUCGGAAUUCAUAUCAAAGUUUUGAUUAGAAAUCUGUCUGAAUCAGCAGGCAUAUUGAGAAUGGUUUUGUCACCAGCAUUCGUCUUCAUUCCAAUUGCCUCCUAUGUUUGGAUAAUUGUGGACAAGUUUAUGUCAAAACGCGCAUCUUAUGAGAAUCUUUAA